Molecule: messenger RNA, 3184 nt
Organism: Condylostylus longicornis
Lineage: Eukaryota; Metazoa; Arthropoda; Insecta; Diptera; Dolichopodidae
Gene: MED24
Product: mediator of RNA polymerase II transcription subunit 24
Exons: 12
Coding region: 45-3092 (1015 amino acids)
Cellular component (GO): mediator complex
Molecular function (GO): transcription coregulator activity
Source: RefSeq, a predicted model, not a curated record
UCUAAAAUAUUGAAUUUUUUUUGAAUUUGAAACUAUUAAAAAAGAUGAAGGAUACAAAAACAACAAGCCGAGCCGGUCUAUUGAAUCUAAUGCUCUUAAAAGCUUGGAGAGAAAGGUGGAGUGAUGCGAAGUGGGGAAUUAAUAUCAAAACAGUAUUACCUAGAGGAGUAAGUGGAGAUGUAUACAAUUUAGCUGACUGUAUACUUCAGCAGGCUGUAAUAGGAUCCAAUGCGAAUUUGCUCGCGAUUUCGUAUUUGAAACAUUCACUUUGCGCACAUUUGAUUUCUCAUGCUGCUGUCUUGAAACGAAUAUCGAAGUUUGAAGAUUUCGAUAAAGUAUAUUGUUUAACAGCUUUAUUGGAUUUACUAAACUCUAUAAUGGAUGGAGUAACAUGCAGAGGAAAGCCUGAAGAAAAUGUAUUACCGGCUGCUGUAGUUUCUCUUGUGCUUUGGUUAAUCAAAAUUUUAGCAGCAGUGUUGAAAGUAAAUGAUUCGAAUAAAGAACUACAAGCAGAAGAACAAAACGUGUUUAAUAAAACAAUUGAAGUCAUUGAUAAAAUAAUAAAAAAUGAUUUUCUUAUUGGUAUUUUGUAUAUUGGAAAACAAGAAGAAUUAGAUUUGUAUCAGGAAAUUAUGAACAAGAGCCUAGAAAUAAAUAUGCUACUGAAAAAUUCCAAAUUUACGCAAUCUAACAAACAAAUAGAAAUUUAUAUUAAUCAAUUGGCAAAUCUUGAUGUUGAACAGCUUGAUAUGAAAAAACUAAAUUCAAAAACCACUGAAACAAUAACAUUUUGCGUUCAACCAAUGUUUGCUGUCGCUUUAAUUGUUAAUCCUACGAGCGAUACUAAUUUGUAUGUGUCUCAAAUGCUUAUGGUACAACGUUUAAAAGGGUUUACAUGUUCAAGAUUGUUUUAUGAAAUAAUGAGAUCUGGCUUCAUUUCUUUAAAUACACCGGAUGUAACGCAUGAUGUUAUGUGGAGUGCAAUUACAUUUAUGAAAAUGCCUCAUAUAAUAAAACAGAUUUACGCAAAAAAAGAAAUGAAUUAUACUUCAAAUUAUGAUCAUAUUCCCGAUGUUAUUGAAGCGUUAGAUAUGAUACUUGACGAUUCAUUCAUGUUUGAUUAUAUCGAUGCAAAAUGUGAAAAAAAUUUUGUUGAAUUUUUAUUAAAAGAAUGGGUUAAGCAACGGAUUGUGAAUGAAGAGCAUGUUAAGAUAUUUGCAGGCAAAAGGGAACCAAUAUCUCCUUUGUCGAUAAAUGUGCAGGUUCAGUCUGUAAUAAAAUUUAUCACGUGUGCUGAAGUUCCACUCUCUGGUAUACUUAAAACAUUAAAAAUUGAUUAUAACAAAGCACAAAUACAAGAAUCGUUGCAACAGGUUUUGUGUCAAAUAUUAAUUGGCAAUACUUUUGAUUUAAUUCUGCAAGUUGCAACUGUUGAAGGACUUCUGAAAACAUUCAUAUCACGUUUAAUAAAAUGCAACGAACAUUGUAAAUAUAUACCGAAUGAAACCGAUAAAUCGGCAUUAACCCAUUCUAUUCUAUUUGAUGUAUCAUUUCUAAUGCUGACAUAUAUUGUCCAAAAUUAUGGUUCUGAUAUUGUUUUAUCGGAUAAUGCCGACUCAUUUUUUGCUAGAUGGGUUAAAGAGUGUAUGGUGGAACAUAAUCGAAUGAAAUAUCCUAAAAAUAUGGUAGCACUUUGUGAUGAAACCAUUGUGGAUGAAUUAUUAUUAACACUAAAAAAACCAGAUGGACAGCUUAAAAAUUGGUUUGUAAAUAAUUUUUUUUUACAUUGUAUUCUUAUUAAAUUUUUUUAUUUUACUCUUACGAAAUAUAGUAAUGCAUCUUGGCAUGAAAUUUGUAUGAAUAUUCCUGGUGUUUUAUAUCAAGUAUUAGUUGCAUGGGAAAAUGAAACAUUAUCGACAACAGAUGUUAAAAGAAUUUUAGAAUAUAUUAAAAUAAGACCAUUUUCAUAUUCAGUUUGUGCUGCAUCAUAUCUAUGUGCUUAUAUGCAAACCGUUAAAGAAGAUGAAUUUUUAAAACCGCACAAUAUGAUUCAUUUAUUGAUAUCAACACCUAGUGCGGAAGAUAUGCCUACACCGCAUCAAGAACACAUUAAAGAACGUUUUAGUUUAACAAAUAAUAUUAUUCGUAAAAUGUUAAAUGAUGUUCAACCUACCACAAAUUCCAAAAUACGUAAUUCAAUGUCACAGCAAAUUGUUUCGCAUCCACCAUUAGAAGAACAAUUUCGAGAGGUGUGGAAAGGUUUUAUGGAAGCUGGUUGGUUACCAAUAAAAUUGGGACAAAUUUUAGAAAGUUUAUUAAAUACUUGUGGUCCAACUUGGUUAGUUAAUCGUUUAGUUGAAGAAAUUUUAAAAUGCAAAUAUACUAGGGAAAUGUAUAAGACAAUGGAUAUGGUAUUUGCAAUUAUGCAUUUAGAUAUUGAAGGAACAACUACCGCUUUAUUACAAUCGGUUGUGCCAACAUUUCUAGUGGAUAAACAAGUUGAACCACAAUCAUCUGUAUUAGCUCGAUUAUGUGUAUAUUGUAUAAUAUCAUGUUUGGAAACACCUAUUUUAUCAACAACUAAAAAACGUCAACGUAAUGAUGAAAUGGAUAUUGAUAAUGAAAAUUUUGGUUCAGUGAAAUCACGUAAAUUAAAUGCUGAUGAUUCAUGCUCCAAUGAUUUUAUAGCUGAACAUUUUAGUAAUAGUAAUAGUAGUAACAUAAGUAAUAUGACUAAUAGAGAUAAUCAAAAUGUUAUAUUAAAAGAAUCAUUACAAAUUAGUUUACAAGCAUUAUUUAAAAUGUUUGCUAAUUUUGUAACAAGUAAUGAACUAUCACCAAGAAUAUAUUUUGUUUUUCAAUUUAUAACAUUAUUAGUUGAAUGUGGUAAAGAUAGGGUAAAACCAAUUUUAAAAUUAUUGCCAAAUAAUUUAAUACAGAAUUUAUUAAAAGUAAUGGCAACAGAUGAAAUUAGAGUUGGAUUAAUUUGUAGAUUAUAUGAUUUACGUGCAACACCCGGUAGAGUUUCAGCAGUUUCUGAUCUUUGUUUAUUGAGAAAUAUAAGAAUGAGAAAACAAAGUAUUAAUCUUUAAAUUAAAAAGCAGUAUAUUAAGUAUGUAAUAAAAGAAAUAUUUGAAUAAAGUGUUGUAGUAAGAAUUAUUUUUCUAAUUUAAAUAAAAUAUCA